UAUACACUUUUCCUCAACUUUCCAAACGGUGCAAUGAUGUUCCCCAGUGUUAUUGCGCCACCUGCGAUGUAUCCAGGUUUCCUUCGGCCAUCGGCGACUCUAACUCUGCCUCAGUCUUUGCAAUCCGCAUUCACCACUCAUUCCAGCUUUUUAGUGGAGGAUCUGCUGCGGAUCAGCCGACCAGCCAACUACUUGCAUCGGACAGUCCCUUCGCCGAGCGUGUCUCCGCCGACGUCAGGAACCACCACUCUCAACACCGCUUCAGCUGAUCGCGUUAGCACUUCCACCUCUUUGUCAAGCGGAACAUGCUCAGCACAAACUUCACUUUCCACCAGCAGCGACCCCAACUAUUUGAAGUUUGGAGUUAACGCCAUUCUGGCACCAUCGACGAGAAAUGAAUCGUCGCCUCCUUCUGUUCAGUGCAUACACCCGAAAGCGUUCCCUUUGCCCUAUUUUGACGGAUCGUUCCAUCCCUUCAUCAGGUCAUCUUAUUUCCCAGCAUCCUCCUCGGUUGUGCCUAUUCCUGGUACUUUCUCAUGGCCGCUUGCCGCAAGAGGGAAACCCAGGAGGGGAAUGCUAAGACGGGCAGUGUUUUCUGAUGUGCAGCGCAAAGCUCUCGAGAAAAUGUUCCAGAAACAGAAGUACAUCAGCAAACCUGACAGAAAGAAACUCGCUGCAAAACUUGGCCUUAAAGACUCACAGGUGAAAAUUUGGUUUCAAAACCGAAGAAUGAAAUGGAGAAAUUCUAAAGAGAGGGAGUUGCUGUCUUCCGGUGGGUGUAGGGAGCAAACAUUGCCCACGAAAAUGAACCCGCACCCUGACCUCAGCGACGUUGGGAAAAAGUCAUCAGAGGAAGAGGAUGCAUUUGGUCGAGAGAGCCUGCGCACCACGUUUUGCCACUCACCCACGGAGCGCAAACUCUUGGAUAGUGUUGAAUCACAUCUUUCUUCGCCGUCUCACUCCAGCAAACACUCAGACUUCACAGACUCCGAGGACGAAGAAAUAACCGUUUCUUAA
Molecule: messenger RNA, 1017 nt
Organism: Megalops cyprinoides (Indo-Pacific tarpon)
Lineage: Eukaryota; Metazoa; Chordata; Actinopteri; Elopiformes; Megalopidae
Gene: dbx1a
Product: developing brain homeobox 1a
Exons: 4
Coding region: 34-1017 (327 amino acids)
Biological process (GO): regulation of transcription by RNA polymerase II; cell differentiation in spinal cord
Molecular function (GO): DNA binding; DNA-binding transcription factor activity, RNA polymerase II-specific
Source: RefSeq, a predicted model, not a curated record